Messenger RNA from Paramecium sonneborni, 2383 nucleotides. The record is from the annotation of a GenBank genome assembly. NCBI's taxonomy places the organism in Eukaryota, Ciliophora, Oligohymenophorea, Peniculida, Parameciidae.
AUGAAUCAUAGAUCUAUCAGACCCUCUAGUGCAUAACAAAAUGUUUCUCAUCUCAGUGAUAAAAAUGUAUCCUUUCAUAAGAAGUACUAUUUUUACAUUAUAUUAAGUCCUUAUAAGUAGCCCAAUCUACACAACGUUUCACAAUAUCGAGUUAAAGAAAGUGAAAAACUAUUUGAAGAGAGUCUCUAACUUAAACUACUUAUGAAUUAAUUGAAAGAUGAAAAUAUUAAACUUAGAACAAGAAACACUAAUUUAGAAGUAAUAUUCCAAUCAUCAUCUAGAAAGACUUAUAAAAAUGUUAAAAAAUUAUAGAAGAAGUAGAAACUACUGGAAAUAUGAAACGAUUUUAUGCUAAGCCAAGCACUGAUAAUCAAAUGAUUCUUAGUUUCAAAGGUUAAAUUAAAGAAUUGCGAUUAAAUCUUGAUUAAAGAGAAUAAGAAAUGAUAACUCUCAAAAAGUCUGCUAAAUACACAAAACUUACAGAAAUGGAAAUAGAACGUAAAAUGUUCCAAGAUGAAACUAUUAGAUUAAAAUAAGUUAUUGAGGAACUAGUACAAUAAAAUUUAUAUGCACAAUAAAAAGAACAUGAUUAAUAAAAAUUAUAGGAUAUGAUUUCAUAAAGAGACAAUCUAAUUAAAUAAAUGUAACAAGAUAUAGAAUCAUUUGAAACUGAUAAUAAAAAUCUUUAAGCACAAUUAUAAUAGCUAAUUUCAGCUUAUUAAGAUCUUGAUAGAGAAUUUACUAAACUUGAUUCUAAUAUGUAAACCAAAUUAAAAUAGAAAGAUAAACAAUUGAUUGAACUAAAAACAUAACUUACAAGAUUAAAAGAAUAAUAUGAAAAAGAAAAGAAAUUGCUUCAAUAACCAAAAUUUAGUCCUACUCUCAAAACACAUAAUAAAGUAGCUAAACGUGUUUAGAGUGCUAAACCAGCUGAAUAAAUCACUAAACCAAUUGAAUUAGAUGAAGUAGACCAUAUAAUAUAAGAGAUCAAAUAUAAAUUAAUAGCUUUGUCAUUGCAUUCUAAUUAAAUUGAUACUUUACUCUUCAAUUAAUCUUCUUAAUAAACUACAAUAGGAUAAUUAACAGAAAAAUUGAUAAAUGAUCCAUUUUUAUUAAAUAAAACAGAUGCUAAUAAUUUUGCAAGAUAUUUGAUAGAAUCUACUUAACAAAAGUAUCCUUAUAGUCCAAACGUUUAAAUUGCAUAAGAUAAUGGAUUAAUAAGAGGAAUGUUUUUUAAAGCAAUUGGAUUUUGGGCAUGUUAUGAUUAAGUAGAGAGACGAGUGUUAGAAUAAUGUUUAGCUAAAUUGUUUAAAGGAUCAUUAAGUUAAGUGGAAAGAGUGAUGGGAAAGAAUGUUUAUACAAGAAAGGAUUUUAUAAAUUAAAUAUAAAAGAUACUUUAAAAAAAGUAAAUAAGAGAAUUAGAGAUGAGUUAUUUAAUUUCGAAAGUAAAUAAUGAUUAUAAAAUGAUUAGAUUAUAUUAUAAUCAAAGAAUUUGAAUACAUUAAAAGGAGAAGUAUUAAUAAAAUACUUAAGAGAAUUAGAGAAAUUAGAAAAUGAAGAAGAUGUCAGAGCUGAAGAUUUAUAAUAAUAUUACGAUAAUUAAGGGUAAGAUAUUUUAAGUAUUAAAUACAAUUAGAUAAGAGAAAGGAUUCUUUUUUUAUAAAUAGUUGAGAAGUAAGUAAGAAUAGAUGAUAGCAUUAUUGGAGACAAAAGAAGAGAAGGUGGAAGAAAUUGAUAUAAAUUAAGUUAAUGAUGGAAUUCCAUAAAAAUCAGUUUAACAAUAUAUUAUAAAAGGAGGAUUAGUGAGAAGUCAUUCUGAUCCAGAUCCAUUAUAAUUAAUGAUUAUUUAAAAGAAUGAAGAAGAUGAAGAUGAGGAACAAGAACAAUAAUAGCAUAAACGAAAUGAAUAAUAUUAAUAAAAAUAAGAAUACAAUUAAUAUGCAUUUAAUUUUGAGGAAGGCGAAUAAGAAAAUAAUGAAGAAGAGAAUAAUGAUGAAUAUUAACCUGAUUUAAAUGAUGCUCAUAUUGAAGAUUAAGAUUAAUAUUAAUAUUAGGAAGAUGAUGAUGAUUAUAAUAUGAAUGUAGAUGGAGUCUUUGAAGAAGAUAAUGAUGAUGAAAAUGAUUAAUGGGAGAAAGUAGAAAAUAAAGGCAAUUUUCCAGUCAGACAAGAGUAUAAUAUAAUUAUUAAAUAUAUAAAUAGUCGAUAAAUACCAAAUAGUAGACCUACUUCAAGUUUGGUAAAUAAAGUUAAUAGAAGCAAUAGUGAUAUUAAGGCUAGUCUAGCUUCAGAAUUACAUCCAACUAAAGAAAUUAAUGAAGAAGGUAUACUAUUAUAUUUUAAUCUUAAGAAUAUUUAGAAGAGUAAUUUGAAGAAGAAAAUUGA